Molecule: messenger RNA, 1254 nt
Organism: Aplosporella prunicola CBS 121167
Lineage: Eukaryota; Fungi; Ascomycota; Dothideomycetes; Botryosphaeriales; Aplosporellaceae
Exons: 1
Coding region: 291-1097 (268 amino acids)
Source: RefSeq, a predicted model, not a curated record
UCGCGCGCGCGCGCGCUGUCUUGUCGUUAUCAUCAUCAUCAUCAAUCAUUCCUUCCCCCGCCCCCUCCUCCCCCCUGCCACACUUUCCAAUCCAUCCUUGCGAUUCCAACGGCCGAUCCUCGGCGCCGCAGCAGCCGCCGCUGUCGUCGUCGUCGUCGAUAAUGGGAUAAUGGUCGCGCACGUAUGGGUCCACGGUCUCCUGCCCACGCAGGCGCAAGAUCAGCCGCUACAAGCUUCUCGAACGGCCGGCAUACAAGUUAUCGGCGCCGGGCAGGGAUGCGCGGCAGGGAAUGGAGAUUUCUUCUCAUUAUAUUUGUAUAUUUUUUUCCUCUCGUGCUUUUUGGGAGCAAAUGACAAUCAUGCCCUCUGGCUGGACGGGUCUCGUGUUCGUUUCGGCGGCGGGGCGGGUGUGGCGGGAGUUGGGCUGGGCUUGCUGCGUGCGCUGGGCGCGGAUGGUGCGGAGAAAGCGUGCGCAAGCUCUAGCGUCAAAGGGUCGGUCGGAGAGAGUGGGAAGUGGAGAAAGCGAGGAAGAUGGGACCUUGGGAGUUGAUGAAGUCGGAGGCGCGCGCGUGAUUCGCUGGGAAUGGCCGUUGGAGCCCGUCGGCCGUCGCUGUUCUGCCACGACAGCGAACGAGUCUAGAACCUGCAUAUGCAUGGCUAAUCAACUCUUCGAUGGGCCAUUCUCGCAGCCUCCGGGUCGCCGUGCGCGUUCCUGGCCGCUCGGAUUCUUCCCGCAGAGAAGAAAAAGGCUUGCGCAACCCUCGAUGAGUCCCCUAUUCGCACAGCCACGGCAAGCGGUGUUUCAGCUGCGCGAUAGUCGUGCCUUGCGUCAUGUGCCUAAGCGCCCUUUGUCGCAAGCAGCCGGGAAGGGUAGGUAUAUUCUCGUUAUUCCCAUGCCAGCGCUUAGCAGCCGCCUGUUCCCCCGCUCAAUGACGGCACCGUGCUGCUGGCCCGGCGCUUGCACGUCGCCAUAUCAGAUGCUGAACCACCGCCCGCCCGCGUGCCUGUGUUUGGUGCCUAGUUGUUUCUUCUUUCUCUUCGCUUCUCGUCGCCAUCUUCAAUCCCUUCCAUCUUUCCUUUUCCUUUUCCUUUCGUGAUCCGUGCCGUUGAUCGGCAGUCGCGAGCUGUUGCUGCUUGUUGUUGUAAUCCCCCUCUCCCAUGUCGUAAUUCCUCAUACACUUUUCCUUCCUUUCCCUUCCCUUCCCUGUCUCUCUCUCUCUCUCUCUCUCUCCCUUCUCUCCCUCCUCUUUUUCC